This is a messenger RNA of Rosa rugosa (rugosa rose), 734 nucleotides long. RefSeq lists its product as uncharacterized. The transcript is spliced from 3 exons. The coding region runs from base 64 to 573 and encodes 169 amino acids. The record is from RefSeq and is a predicted model, not a curated record. Lineage: Eukaryota; Viridiplantae; Streptophyta; Magnoliopsida; Rosales; Rosaceae.
CAUCUGCACACACCUUCGAGGCCUGUGAUCGAGAAGAGGAAAACGCAAAGCAGAAGUUAGCAGAUGCUGAUGGAGAUGGCGAGCAAAGCUAAGCAUAACGCGAAUGCGAAGAUGUCUCUGGAUGAUUACCUCCUCCUCAUCCAGUCUCGCUCCCACCUCCACCUCACCGUCAGCCAUCUCAAUCAGAUUAUCAGCAUGCACGGCUACAAGAAGAUCCACAAAGUUCACAAGAAGCUUCUAAGCGACGCCGUGAACUCACUGCAGCUGGUGAACCCGUGCCGCUCGACUCUCAAGGACUACAUCUCGCCGUUGGUGACGAUGAAGAUGGAGGACGUCUUCGCCGACCUCACCGACCUCAACUGGCAAGACUGUUGCAUCACCUCAAUCGAAACCCUCAGUUCAUGGGAGGACCAGUCCCCUCCUCGCCGAAACGGCGCCGUCCAGUUCCAACACUACUCGCCGUCCACCGCAGCCCACAGCGUGAUCGUUUCUGCUCCCGGACCGACCAAGAAGAGAUCGGCGCGGAAGAGGAAGCGGACUGCUAAAGUGGCCGAUCUGGUAAAUUUCGCCUAAGCCUAGGGGUAUUUCCGUCUAUUAGUUUUUUCAAGAGUAGUGCGUGUCGAGGGUAUUUCGGUCCUUUCGCCAUUAGCAACGAGUUCGUGGUGUAACAACUGGAAUCUUUUUAGUUUUUGGGCACUGGAUUUUCAUUACAAAACUGAUUUGGUAUUUGCUUA